Penicillium macrosclerotiorum is the source of this 3252-nucleotide messenger RNA. RefSeq names its product Na+/H+ antiporter Nha1. Lineage: Eukaryota; Fungi; Ascomycota; Eurotiomycetes; Eurotiales; Aspergillaceae. The record is from RefSeq and is a predicted model, not a curated record. The coding region runs from base 1 to 3252 and encodes 1083 amino acids. The transcript has a single exon. Gene Ontology annotation, molecular function: sodium:proton antiporter activity. Gene Ontology annotation, biological process: sodium ion export across plasma membrane; intracellular potassium ion homeostasis; proton export across plasma membrane. Gene Ontology annotation, cellular component: plasma membrane.
AUGGCGUGGGACCAUCUUGACAUUGAUAAGCCGCAUCUGGCGUACAUGAUCCUUGGCGGGUUCACGGGCCUGUUCAUGCUGUGCUCGCUCUUUGUGAAGGAGAAGCUCUACAUCGGCGAGGCCACGGUCGCCACCCUCUGCGGAAUCAUCUUCGGCCCACAUGCCGCCAAUCUCUUCAAUCCGCAUGAAUGGGGCAAUGUCGACAAGAUCACCCUGGAGUGUUCUCGCAUUGUGCUCGUCGUUCAAUGUUUUGCCGUCGGCGUCGAAUUGCCGAAGUCCUACAUGGAGCGUCACUGGAAGUCGGUCGUGCUGCUGCUAGUUCCAGUGAUGACCUGGGGCUGGCUGGUCACCAGCCUGUUUAUCUGGUGGAUGGUGCCGCCACUGAACUGGUUGGAGAGUCUGGUAUGUGCUGCCUGCGUGACGGCUACCGAUCCGGUCUUGGCGUCCUCAGUCGUCGGUAAGGGCAAGUUUGCCAAACGAGUUCCCAAGCAUUUACGUGACAUCUUGUCCGCCGAGUCCGGUUGUAACGAUGGCAUGGCUUUCCCAUUCAUCUACCUUUCAUUCUACAUCCUGCGCUACCGACCCAAUGCCGGCGAGGUGUCCCUGAAUUGGUUCUGUGUGACCAUCCUGUACGAGUGUAUCUUCGGGGCCAUCUUCGGAUUCGUCAUCGGAUAUCUCGCGCGACAUGCAAUUAAGUUUGCUGAACGCAAAGGCCUCAUCGAUCGAGAAAGUUUCCUAGUGUUCUAUUUCGUUCUGGCAGUCUUCUGUGCUGGGUCGGGCAGUCUGCUAGGCAUGGAUGACCUCCUGAUUGGAUUCUCAUGCGGUGUUGGCUUCAGUAAUGAUGGCUGGUUCACAGAAAAGACCGAAGAAUCACACGUCUCCAACGUCAUCGACUUGCUGCUCAACUUGGCGUACUUUGUCUACUUCGGAGCGAUCGUGCCCUGGGAAGAUUUCAAUGCCCCUGAUCUCGGCCUGGUUCCUUGGAGAUUGGUUGUGAUUGCAAUAUUGGUCAUCUUCUUCCGGCGCAUUCCCAUCAUGCUCCUAUUGAAACCGAUUAUACCAGAUGUCAAAACUUGGCGCGAGGCUCUUUUCGCCGGGCAUUUUGGGCCCAUUGGUGUCGGUGCUAUCUUUGCCGCAAUUUUGGCUCGAGCUGAAUUGGAGACGGACAGCACCCAGCCUCUUUCUGAAAGUGAACUCCCUGUAGCUGGAACGAGUGAUUACUAUAUAGUUCGGCUUAUUUGGCCCAUUACAACCUUCAUGGUCAUCUCAUCCAUUCUAGUCCACGGCUCUUCAAUCGCUGUGUUCACCCUGGGAAAGCGCAUCAAUACCUUGACCAUCACUCUGUCCUAUACCCAGGCUAACGAGGAGGGUCCUUCAUGGAUGAAUCGUCUACCUCGGGUGCAGUCAUUGGCUAAAGGAUCCAUGUCUUUCCGCAAGGCGGAUGAAUUUGACGCCUCUUCGGAGGAGAAACUCCCCGAAUAUCCUCCAGGCACCUUGCCGCCCAUUGGCUUGCCUGGCAACUUCCUGCGUCGGGUGCGAGACGAGGAUGACGAAUCCCAAAGCGUCCACAGUGCAACCCGCAAGUCUCUCCGACAGCGAAAGCGCCGCAAGCGCCGCAAUGAUGGCGCCGGUGGUCCAAUUAGUCAGUCGGCCAUCAUGCCCGCUCGACGAACUGAAAGCGAACUUGGUGAGAGGAAAGAGGAUUCGGAAGAGCGUGACACUGAAGAACGAGGAGCAUCUGCCCCGACUGUUGAGCUGGGCCGUCUCGGCGCUGAGCCUCAGCUGGAAGUGUACCAAGAAGGUCACAACAUGAUCAUCGAAGACGAAGAGGGAAAUGUGCUCAAAACCGAAGAUACAAGCAACUUGACACCUGAAGAGCAAGCUAGACACAUCGAAAAACAGCGCCAGAGACUCAAGGCCGACCAAUCUGGGGAGUUUGCGGAAGCUCGAGGCAAACCCCACGAAAAGGAUGAAGGCGAAGAGAUCAAACAGACUGUCGACGAGAAGGUCGGCCAGCCGUACGAAAAGGCUCGCAAGCGUUGGGCUGACUGGACCGGCUUCGGAAAAGACAAGACCAAGGAAGAGCCCAAGCCCAAACCCAAACCCAAGCCCGAAGCAGGCGAGAAGCCUAAGGCCCGCUCUGCACAUGCGUAUCAGUUUGGUAACACUAUUAUCGUUGAAGAUGAGGAUGGUGAAGUGAUCAAGAAGUACACUAUCCCCUCCAAUGAAAAGACACCCAAACCUGAGACCCAGGCUGGCCCCUCUUCGCAGGCGCCCCUCCGUACCGGACUCAAGCGCAUGGGUACGUGGUUCGGCAUGGAAGACGAAGGUCAAUCUCCUCAAGACGGGCAGAAAAAGAAGCCUGCGCCACGCACUGAGACUGACGACUGGGCUACGGAUGAUGGUCUGCGUUUCACCCUGGCCCAGAGCCAAGAGGUUGAUACCCGCGGUAUUGGACAGAAGGGUCGCCGCAUGACCAAGCAGGAGUUCUUCCAGCAGAUCAAGGGCAUGGACGCUAAAACCCGCCGUGAUGUGGUGCAGCAGACCGAUGCCCCGGCUCCGGUCAAGGAAGCUGCGAUUGACGACGCGAAGAAGGAAGAAAAACAAGAACGCCGCUCAUCUGUUGCUGCUCUGGCUACGGCCUCCACUGGCGCCUCUGAUGCCAUCCCGGAGGCAGAUGAAGACCUGGAAUCCGAAUCUGUCACCGACAGCGACAUCAGCGACGAGGACGAGUCCGGCGAUGAGCGCGACAUACCAACUCCCAACGUCGCCUCUUCCUUGGCCAAGUUCACCCGUGGUUCAUCAGCCCAUGAGCGCCGUAGCAACCUCAGUCCUGCGCCCCAUACUCGUGACCGCCGCCGCCGUGAUUCCGACGACGAUGGCACUGAGCGCAUUCCGCCCUCGCGUCUCCGCCAAGCUGCCGGUCUCGCAGCUCCUCCUCGCCAGGCCGAUGACGAGACCGGGGAGACCCCGGCCGAACGCCGCCGCCGUCUUGCCGCUCUGGGCGAGAUCCAUGCCGACGACUCCUCCGACUCGGAAGACGACGCCGCUGUCGACUCAGACAGCGACGACGGCGAACCUCGCCAGCCCUCAAGCAAGAUCCAGUUUGCUGAAACGCGCAAGCCGUCUGAUCAAUCAAGCCCUAGCAAUGACCAGUCAUCGACAUCUGCUUCCGGCUCGGGUUCAGGAAAUUUUACUCGCGGUCACCGGCCUCGCGUCUCUUGGGGAGGCGAAAAGGGACGCGACAUCUAA